UGCGAACCGAGCUGGUUGUUUGGAAACACUGGUGAAUUUCCAGCGAACGUUUCGUCUCAAUCGGAUACAUUGCAGCUUCGGAUUGUUACUUAACGUUCGAAAUUGGAACGCGACGCUUCCGCAAUGAGUUGGAUCCCGAUUCGCUGAAGGCGAGAGUCCCAGGAAUUCAAGGGACGUUGAGCAAAAAAAAAUCUCAAGCAUCUCCCGUUUCGGCGUGAGAUCUGGGACGUAGUUUGCGUAGGGCUGCUAGUGGGCAGUAUUACCGCUUGUUGUGAUUACUGGAUUUUGGGGCUGUAUACUGCGCCAUCUUGAGACUUCUUUUUCUCCCCCCCACCACCCCCCCACUUCUCAAUCCCUCAUCUGAAAGAUUCUGGGGGGUUUAAAGGAUAUCUUGUUUGCUCUUUCACUCGGUCUACUGGGCCUGUAGAAGGCGGCCAAAUUAAAACUUAGUCUACCCCACCCCCGGCCCCCCUUGGUUGCCUGAUCCCACAACCACAAAAAGAGAAAAAUCACCCCCUUUUAAAAAAAAGUGAUUGAUAGGAUCGAGCAUGAGUAUCGAAACACUCCUGGAAGCUGCAAUGUUUUUGGAAUUGCAAGCGCAACAACAGAAAACACGUGAAGAACAUGAGAAACGAGACAAGUUCCUUUUGGACAGGGAGCCAGAAAGUAAAAGAACAGACUUGGAUAGAAUCAACAAUGUAAUCCACAUAGAAGAGGUUAAACCUGAGCUCCAAACUGUUCCUGCACUUCAAGUCCCGAAACCAUUGCCUCCUCCAGCUGUUGCUGCUACAGUCGUCGUGCCUCACGUGGCCAGUCCUUCCCUCGCUCCUUCCCCACUUCCUCCGCAAAUCGUACAGCAUCAUCAGCCAGUCCUGAGCCCCACCAACAGCACCAGAGAAAUUUCCCAGUCCCCGCCAGUGCUUCAUCGAUCUCCGAUCUCUGCACUAACUGACCCACAGUCUGCUACACCGUUGGUGAACAGCUCGCCCCAGCAGUUUACAAGUUCAAUGUUGACCAUCCCACCGCAUCAUGUCAUCCAGCCAUCAGCCCUACCGCAGCAGCCAAGUGGCCUUAAGCCAAGCCCAGUUGAUGAUGGAAAGCCCCAGGAUCAAAAGAGGAGGCCAGGAGGGGCAGGAACACGAGAAGUGCACAAUAAACUGGAGAAGAACAGACGAGCUCAUUUGAAGGAAUGCUUUGAAACGUUAAAAAAGAACAUCCCUAAUCUGGAUGACAAGAAAACUUCAAACCUAAGUGUUUUGCGGAGUGCCUUGCGAUACAUUCAGACUUUAAAAAGGAAAGAGAAAGAAUACGAGCAUGAGAUGGAGCGCCUUGCGAGAGAGAAAAUUGCCACCCAGCAACGUUUAGCAGAUUUGAAGAAUGAACUGAGCCAAUGGAUGGAUAUUCUUGAAGUGGAUCGCAUUCUUCGCCAAACUGUGCAACCAGAGGAUGACCAAGCUUCUACCUCAACUGCAUCCGAGGGUGAAGACAAUAUCGAUGAAGAUAUUGAUGAUAUGAGACCCAUAAACUCUCUGUCACAAACACCUCACCGCUCGCAUCAGGACUUGCUGAAGGCUGUGUCCUCUCCUAUUGCUCACCAGUCAUCGUUCUUGCCUCAGCAUUUGGCUGUCCAGCAGAAGCUGCCUCAAACCCAGGCACAAGUGCAAAUCCAGCCCCAGGCUUUAGCUCCAUCACAGACAGUGGUGCCAGCUCAGACUCACAUUGUGACAGCAUCGACGCUACAGCCAACUGUUAUUGCCCAUGCUGCACCUGCAUCCCAUGCGUCUGUGAUACACACAGCUGUCAAUCAUGUUAUUCAAGCUUCUCAAGCAAAACACAUUGCUCACAUUGCACCUGCGACCUCCAGCUCUGUCCAGCUGACCACUGCUGCUCAACCUAUUGGCCAUAUCACUGUGCACCCGGCCACCUUAAGCCAUAUGGCUCACCUUGGUCAACAGCUGCCCACUAUCUAUCCACAGCCAAUGACAGUGAACCAGCCCGUUGUGAGUCACCUAACUCACACCAUCACCCACCAGCAAGUAAAUGGCACCGCGCCUGUUGGCCAGCAGGCCGUUGUGACAAAGCAAGCUGUGGGCCCUCAAGUCAUGCACCAGCAGAUAGUGGGCCAAACAGUCCUGAACCCUGUCACGAUGGUGACCAUGCCAUCAUUUCCUGUGAGCACUUUGAAGCUGGCGUAAACUUUGGCCAACACAGAGGCCCGAGCGAUUUAAAAGACUCUUUCCCUCGGUUCUCCAAUACAUUCCUGGCAACAAAUUACAGGCGAGGGAAAGAAAGAUAGCUUUGGAAGACAAAGAUUUUGGAAAAAAAUAACUAUACAUCAUGUUCCCAAGACGGCAGUGGGAAAGGAAUGGACACUGCAGAAAAUAAACUAAUCAGAGCAACGUGGAAUGAGAACUGCCCUUAGUGACCUUUUGUGCGUGUGCGUGUAUGUUUUGUAACUGGUGAAUUUAAAAAGGUGUUAGCAAGGCUUUUAUUUUGUUUUGUUUGCUCCCCUCCCCUGCCCCUUCAUGUUUUAUACCAUUCCAGGAAUUAAUUGUCGGACACAUGUCACCAUGAUUGGACAGAGGGCUCUAAAAAGCAAAGAUGUGAAAUCUCGCAAACAAAUAGUGAAGUUGAGCUUCAUUGGUGGUGUUGAAAUACUGAGUUAAGUUAACAAAGAUAAUACGUUAGUCAAGCCUUUGAAUUUGCCUGUGUGUAUGAGAGUUGAAAUGCAGUGGUCUGCUGGACCAGGCCUGGAAGUAUUGCAGGAGGCCCUAGACAGAACCAAUGUAUCUGUCCCCAGCUUUUUGAAUAUUUGUUUUUAAAGUUGCUUUGUCAAGACCAGUAGGGGGAAAACAUAGCUAAUUGUUGCCGUGUUUAAUUUGAAAGCACCCUUUGGAAAGGCCAUUAAUUGACUGCAGGAACAAAAACAGCAAAAAGACCCACAUACGUUCUAACAGUCUGUAAGAAGUCCUGGCUAUGGUGAAUAGUUGUUCGGUGGUAGAAGGGGAGGGGAGGAGAGAACUUAAUGACGUGCUGCAGUCUUGUUUGUAGCUGUGUCCAUUGACUGAGUGGCUUUCUAAGUUUAAAGUGAGUUUAAGUGUAUGAAUUGUCUAAGACUGACAUCAUUACUGUGUGUGCUAUAAAGGCAGUGUCUAUCAUAUGGGGAACUUUUUUUAAAAAAAAGAAUUUUUCGCAAUAAAAUUUUCUGCUUUCUUUGAUUUAGGCUCAGAAUGGGUCUGAUUGGUAAACAUUAUACAUGGAUCUGAUUUAUAAACCAAAUUGGUCAUGCUGAGGUGCACCCUCACCAGUUGGCUUCUUUGGAUGAUUCUACCUUGAAGAAGUCCCCAUGUUUAAGUAUCUUGGGGUGUAUACUUUAACAAUACAUACAUUCUUCCAGGUUCCUGGAGAGAUUUAUUAUCAAGUUUACUCAAACAACAAAGUAGAACCCCUCCUCCCAGUUCUUUUCUAUAAAAUGUAGAGAUGUCUCAGGUAUUUUCAGUGAGGUUCCAAUCAUGAGCUUCUGUUUUUUUUAAAAUCAUGUAACUCCUUGAAAAUGUUGUGCCUCACACUAACCUGCUCUAAAAAUGCAACGAAGUGUAAAAUCAGAACUUGUUUCUUUAAACAUUCUCUGAGCAAUCUGAAUUGUGAGCUCAUCAUCUAUCUUGUUGCUUAUUUCAGCUGUGAACUCUUGUAAUGGGAUCAUAAUAUUGCUAAGGAAUGUUCAAGUGGAAGGUUUAGAACCGUGACCACGUGGACACUGAUCAGUUUCUCGAAUGCCAACUCUGCCCAGUUACUGCUGUUUCGUUUAUUUUCUGUAAGUCUUGAUUCUUGCACCAGAUGCUUCCAUUUUAUUUUUAAUUACAAGAGUUUGCUACAGCGAGGCACUGACCGGCUUGAAAAAUUAAGUCAGAGUGGAGCUUUUUAAUUUAUGGUGAAGUUUGUUAUUACAUCAUGUUGCUUCACAAUUCCACUGUUUGCUUGUUUGAAAUGGUAAUUUUUAAAAUUAGAUAUUGUGUAUACUUUUAUUUUAAAUUCCAGGGUACCUCUAUUCACAUUAACGACACUGGUGAAAAUAGAGUUUCAGAACUUUUUUAAUACCUUAUACCCAGAUUCCUAGCUUACUUGUAUAUUGCAACAUAGUGAUGCAGUAAUGGGUUCAAAUGAAGUUAUGUGCCAGGGAGAAAAACAGUAGUUUAUUUGUUUCUCUGAACCUCACUCUGUGGCAGUGCAUUGCAAUUUAUAAUAGAUGCAUUGUUUUCCCAUAUCACCCUGUCAAAGUACUUACUUCAGCUUGGUUAUGGGUAAAGAGCUUUAGAUGAUGUGACGUGCCCCUGACUGUUCUGCCCAACAUCAACAGUCAGUUCUUAUUAUCUCCUUUCUAUUUUUCUGUGCGUAUUUCUCCUUUUUGGUUCCCCCCACAACCAUCAAUACACCAUACCUGUGAUUGAUAAUUUGACUGCAAAGGAAUCGCAACCCCAUCCAAUCCUUCCUUCAGCUUAAUGAGUACACAUUUUUUUUUUCAGAGUUUCCGGACUACCCUUUAUUUAUCCCCUUUCAGUCUCCCUAAUCCGGGUUUAUGCCUGGGGAUGUUCCGCAGUGUGACAGCUCUUUAUUACAUCAGGGAUUGCAUUUAACCCACUAAACCUGUUGUGGAACUAGCUAUUGAUUCUCUUUUUAAAAAAACGAAAAAAAUUACACUUUUGAUAUUGUAAUGAGUGAAUGUCACUGAGUAUUUGACUCUGAAUCGUAUGCUUAGUGUUGUACUGCAGGGCCCACUUGCUGUUAUCAGUGUGUGAUCAGUUGUAAUUGGGCCACCAUUUCCUAACCAUUUCUGAAACAAAAUAUGGAGGUGUUCUGAACUGAAGAAACUAUUUUCUUAUUUGAUCUUUCACCCUCAAGAUUCUACCUAUGGCUGAGUAUGAAGGAAGCAGUCUGGUAAAAUAUAUACAGUAAAGGAUUAUCUUUUUUGACUGACUGCUUAUUGCAAGGAUUUAUAGAUGCGAAGCCUGUAUGUGAGUGUAAAGUGAGCUCCACUUCCAUUUAUUUAUAUUUUUUAUCAAAAUGCGAUCUCUUGGUGUUUUCUACAUUCUCGUGUCUUGUGCCUAGGCUCUUGGUAUUUGGGUAAGUUGUGGAUGUUGUAUAAACUAUAUUGAAUGUCCAUGUUGUUGUUUUUGGAAGACAUUUGUGUGGUGAGUUCUAUAUAAAUCUACUGGGCAUUGAAGAUUAACCCUUCAGGAGUUGAAGUCCAUUACUAUUUUCAGGGGUAUUAAUAAUAACCACCUUCCUGUUUACUUUUCAAGAUUAUCUGAGCAGAAUAAACAGUCUCAGCCAUUGCAGCAUUGGGCAGUUGGAAAAUAAACACUAGUUCAUACUUGUAACUUCCAUCCAGCUACAUAUUCUGUACAGUUAGUGCUUAUGUUUGAGCACAGGAUCCUGUAGAACGUUGAUGCCUCCAUGGUCAAUCAGCUUGCUGAGACUUGCUGGCUAGAUUUUCACAUAAAGGAGGGUUGCUUGAUUAAGGUAUCGCAGGGCUGUUGAACACAAGCAUCAACUUUUGAGAAAGGAGAUCAUAACGGAAGAGGAGGGGAUGAAUUUAAUUCUACCAAAUGCACUGAGUGGAAGCAUUAAGAAUUCCACAGGCUGGUUGUGCAACAAAGUUGUAAUCAGCCAGUGAAGACUUCCACAGUUUGACAUUUUAAUUUAAAUGGCAAAUACUUGCUUCACAAAUGCAAUUAUGAGCUUUAUUACUUCAAAAAAAAGUUGUUACAACUCAUGGGAACCUCCUUUCAACCUUUUGCCAGAGGGACAAAUGGAAUAUUUUGAAUCUGAGAUUUGUAAUGUUCUGAUUUCAUUAGUUUAUUAUUUCAUUGCAAUUUUACUCUGUUGUAGAGAGGUCUAAUUUAAAAGGAAAGAUUAAUCUUGUUAAUCCAUUUUUUAAAAAAAGUGUUAUGAGGAGAUUGUUUAAAAGCAGCUAUUCCCUGAAAGGUUUUGAGAACAGAUACAAAGUGUAUAAUUAAGUGUAAAAUGAAUUUUGUUUCCAUUUGCUUGUCAUUUUAUCAAAGUAUGACCUGCUGGUGCUUUCCCUGACCAUGUGCCCCUUGCCUAAGCUCUCCAUAUUUGGCUAAGUGGUUUACAUCCCUUAUAGCAGAAAAGAAUGCACUUCAUAUGUGGCAACCAAGAAACACUAGCUGCUUCUGUUUUGCACUAAGAACCGUAUUGGUGACACCAGCUCCUGAUGUGUUGCUCUCGCACUGUCCCUGGCUGAAACCGGAAAGUUGAACUUGCUGGAAUUUACGAAGGAUGUCAGCCAGAAGAACUUUAACUUUGAAAUCUCGCUGCAGCCGGCUAUGAUUAAAACGCUCCUGUAGCUAGGGCAAGUCUCAGUUGUAUAGAAGCAGCUUCUACCUGUGGUGGGUUCCUCUGUAACUUGAUCAUAGCCUAUUGAGCAUGGGCGACCGGGGUUUCAUACACAUCAAAUACCGGGCUAACCAAAAAAGAAUGACUGGGUCUAUAUCUGAAAUGAAAGAAAGCAGAACAAUUUCCCCCCCAUUAGAGAGACAUUACUUUUUAUUAUUAAUGUUUAUAGUGAAUUACUUCACUGUGCAACAGCUUUUGUUUAAAAUAUUGAGGGGAAAAAGUUUUUAAAAAAUCUUUUCUGUGAAGAUUUUUGAAGUGUUUGAAUGGACCAGGUGUGUGAAAAAUAUCAGUGGAUUUUUGUAUAUAAUGUAUUUUUACUAUCUAGCUGUAAUAUAAUUGCUUUCAUUCAAAACAUUCAGUAUCAAUGUGUAUAAUAUUCUCAUACCCAUCUAUCAAGCAAGAUGCACUUGCCUCAGAUACUAUAAAAAUAAAGAUACACCUGCACUGACCAUC
Molecule: messenger RNA, 6870 nt
Organism: Stegostoma tigrinum
Lineage: Eukaryota; Metazoa; Chordata; Chondrichthyes; Orectolobiformes; Stegostomatidae
Gene: mnta
Product: MAX network transcriptional repressor a
Exons: 6
Coding region: 549-2195 (548 amino acids)
Biological process (GO): regulation of transcription by RNA polymerase II
Molecular function (GO): protein dimerization activity; RNA polymerase II cis-regulatory region sequence-specific DNA binding; DNA-binding transcription factor activity, RNA polymerase II-specific
Source: RefSeq, a predicted model, not a curated record